CAGGGGUGGACUGACCAUUUGGAAACUCGGGCACUGCCCGAGGGCCCGGGGUCAGUAGGGGGCCCCAUGAGAUGCCCCUGGUACCUUUUUUAUAGGCUUUUUUCAGUUUGGGCAAGGACACAGGAGCCCCAUGAUCCCCUAUUGCCCGGGGGCCCCAUGAGUUGUCAGUCCGCCCCUGUUCCAUAUUGGUUGUUGAUCAUUGUUCUCACAAUGGAUCUUGUAGUUAUAUGGCUGGGGUUGCAUAAUAGAACA
This is a messenger RNA of Staurois parvus, 252 nucleotides long. NCBI's taxonomy places the organism in Eukaryota, Metazoa, Chordata, Amphibia, Anura, Ranidae. The record is from the annotation of a GenBank genome assembly.